Molecule: messenger RNA, 1774 nt
Organism: Colias croceus (clouded yellow)
Lineage: Eukaryota; Metazoa; Arthropoda; Insecta; Lepidoptera; Pieridae
Exons: 8
Coding region: 182-1774 (530 amino acids)
Source: RefSeq, a predicted model, not a curated record
CGCGAACGUAGCAAACGUCUACGCCGCUACGGUGUGCUACGAUUCAUUUCGUUGAAGUGUGUGUGAAUAGUUUAUGUAAUUUGUGUAAACUUAAGUUAUCGAACUUGAACGUAUGAUGCACAAGGACUAAUUGAACGAAAGCGCAGAAUGCUCUGUUUAAUGCUUGCAUAAUACAGUCAAAAUGCUGCACAGAAGUUCAUCCUCCCGACGCAGGCGUGCUUCGAGAAGCGCGGCAACGUCACCACAAACAAGAUCACCUCGACCAUCUGCACAAACUUCAAGACGAGCAUCUUUAGCUACUACAGAAACUGACGAUGAACUCGAACCUCCACCACCACAAAGGAGUCCCAGAGCAAGUCUCGCUCCUGAUGCAGCGUUAGAGGGUUAUCAUCGCAGCCCGCGUCAUUCCCUCGUUCCAGAGACAAGAUCAGCCAGAAACUCAAUAACACCAGAAACUGCUUUAAUCAGAAAUAGUCUUGCACCAAGCAGAAAUAACUUAGGCGUUGAACAGGCGUAUGGUUCACGUUUAAGCCUUAAUCCACAAGAUUUUAAUCGAUCGCCGCGUAAUAGUAUUACUCCAGAUGCAACCGCCAGAACGCCUCGACGAAGUUUAGUCCCAGAAGGCACGUCGUGGAAUCAACCGCGGAAUUCCUUGGUACCAGAUGUGGGGCGAAGUCCUAGACAUUCCGUAGCGAGUAUACAAAUAGAUCCAGCUCGUAAUCAGAAAGAAUUGGGGCCAAGUCCUAGGACCAGUCCGCGAGGGAGCAUAGCCCCUGAUGCUUUGAGGAAAGAUUUUUCUGAAUUGAACAGAACCCCGCGUGGUUCGUUAAUACCUGAUUGCCAAAGGAGCCCUAGAGGAAGUAUCGCGCCAUCAGAACGUAGUGCAAGGGGUAGUUUGGUGGCUGGUGAUAUAGAAGCUGCGAGGGUCAGCCCGCGGGGAAGUUUGACGUUAACUUUUCAAGAACCUUUGGUUUCUAGAGAGAGGCGGGCAAGUGAAGAUAGUCAGACAGCAAAUACUCGAGGACGAAGCGUGUCACCAUACAGAGCAUCAGUCGGAGGAAGACAGGCUCUAUCCGAUACUGGAUCGAGAAGAGCUUCCAGCUCUGUUAGUCAAGUAUCAGGGGAUGAACAGCGCCGUCUGUGCGGCGAGCACGCCAAGUACAGCGAGCGCACGGGGCUGGGGCUCGGGGUGGGACUCACUACGUACGGCUCUGUUGCUUAUCAGCUGAAGGACGCGAACAUGGAAGCUUCUGGAACCGUGGACUUUGUGUGCAGAGCUGCUAAGAUUAUGAAUAGGACUAUUGUAAUGACGGUGUUCCUGGCUUGUCUAUCCACGCUACCUGUUAUUAUGUUGAUUAUGGGAGUGCAAUACAUCCGCGACUGCCCCGCCGAGCCCCGGCUGCCAGUGUACAUGGUGGUGGGGGGCGCGGCGGGCGGCGCGGGGCUGAGCUGGCUGCUGUGGGCACAGCUCGCCGGCCGCAGCAGCACCGCGCCCGCCAGCGUGCCCGAGCGGGUCGUGGCUUAUACGCUCACCGUGUUUCUGAUGGGCUGGUUUGCAUUCGGCAACUACUGGACGCUCGGCAUCAUGUGGCCGGACUACGCGCCCACGCUGUUCGAGCCCAACCAGUGGUGCCACCGCACGCUGUACGUGUUCGCGCUCACGCAGCUCGCCGUGCUGUGGGCCGUGCUGGCGCUGCUCGUGCUGCUGCUGCUGGCGCUCGUCGUGUGCCAGGUAUUCGGUUGCGGGUGGUUGGGCCCGGGCCGCUACAAGUAG